AUGGCCCUCAGUGGAGCAGAGGCAGUGCUGGAGAAAUAUGAGGAGCUGCUGGACCACUACCUUCCAAUGACUGAUGAAGAACUGGGAAAAAAGAUGCCUGCUUCCUAUUUACCGAUAGAGGAAACAAAGGAAGGUGUUCAGCAGAAACUCCAGGAAAGCCAGGAGAGGCUUCAUCAGAUAGAAUCUCAGACCUUGGCCAUGUCCUACCACAUCACCCAGCAGUUGCAAGCAGCCUACAAGAACCUGAUUGCCAGCAUCCAAGGCCUGCCAGCUAACUUCCAGCAGAACAUCCAGCUGGCCUAUCACAACAUAGAAGAGCUUCAUACCUACUUCACCAGUGCUCACUCUUUCAAAGACCUCCCCAACAGCAUUCUAAGCCAAAGCCAAGAGAAGGCCCUCAAAGCCCAGGAGUAUGUGGACGACAUCUUGGACUACGUCUUACACAAUGCUCCAAUGUCUUGGCUGGUGGGCCCAUUCUCCCCUUCACCUCAGAAACCCGAUGAUGUGAAGCCCACAAAGCCUGACGAUCCAAACAAGGAGGACAUGAAAGCAGCAGUGCCAAAAGAGAGUUUGUGACCUGUAGCUCAUUCUAGAGGCUGGGAUUCUGUGUCUCCGGGCACUGAUGGAGCUUGAAAGAGCACUUGAGCCUGCUUUUGAAUUUGUUGGGAGAGCUGAAAUGAAUGUGACUAAGCUAACAUGACAGGACUAUGCCCCUGGAACUUAUGGUAGGAUGGGAGACUUGACCAUUAUUGGAAAAAUCAGUUGCUAGCCCCUAGGAGCUUCAGACUCUACAAGUACAACAAAAACAAAAAAAUCUGACUUGUAUUUAGUCAUUUGCUGUGAA
Messenger RNA from Lacerta agilis (Sand lizard), 844 nucleotides. RefSeq names its product perilipin-3-like. Gene Ontology annotation, cellular component: lipid droplet; cytosol. The transcript is spliced from 4 exons. Gene Ontology annotation, biological process: positive regulation of triglyceride storage; lipid storage. NCBI's taxonomy places the organism in Eukaryota, Metazoa, Chordata, Lepidosauria, Squamata, Lacertidae. The record is from RefSeq and is a predicted model, not a curated record. Bases 1 to 576 code for a protein of 191 amino acids.